AUGGCUCUAUCCUGCGUAUUGAGGCCACCGAACUGGCACCUCCGCCCUCUGCCUUUCGCGCUGCUCAGCCUGCCCGGUCGGGACCGCAGCCUGGUGACAACGACAGCAGCAAAGUGGAAGGGGAAGAAGAAGGCCAGGAAAGAUUGCAGCCUGCCAGAGUCUUCUUGGGAGGAGAGGUUAGCCAACGCGGUGACUCCACUGUGGAGACUUCCCUAUAAGGAGCAGCUGCAGCCCAUCAUUAAUGGUUACCGAAACAAAUCCACUUUCUCUGUGAACCAAGGACCGGAUGGGAACCUCAAAACUGUGGGGUUGUAUGUAGGAACUGGCAGAGAAAGAAAUAUUGUCUGUGUGAAAGCCUAUCACAUGGAGAACAUACCCCAGAAACACAAACAAGUAGCCCAGUGCUAUGAAGAGUUCAUCUGUCGCUCCCCCCUGGCUCCCUGCAUCCUCUUCCAUGAAGGUGGACACUGGCGGGAGCUUGUGGUUCGAACCACCAGCUGUGGCCACACCAUGGCUAUCAUCACUUUCCACCCCCAGGAUCUGGGCCAGGAGGCACUAGCUACUCAGAAAGCAUUGCUUAAGGAGUUCUUCACAUCUGGACCUGGAACAGUCUGUGCCUUGACUUCACUUUAUUUUCAAGAGAGCACCAUGACACGCUGCUCCCAUGAACAGUCUCCCUACCAGCUCCUCCAUGGAGAACCACACAUCUUUGAAGAACUACUUGGCCUGAAGUUUCGCAUCUCUCCAGAUGCCUUUUUCCAAGUCAACACAGCUGGAGCAGAAGUUCUGUACCAGGCAGUUGGGGAACUCUGUCAGGCUACUGGGGACACUGUCCUCCUCGACAUCUGCUGUGGGACAGGCACAAUUGGUCUCUCUCUGGCUCAGCAAGUGUCCAAGGUUAUUGGUGUUGAGGUGGUGGAGAAGGCAAUAGAGGAUGCUAAGUGGAAUGCGGCAUUCAAUGGAAUCUCAAACUGUGAGUUUCACAGUGGGAAGGCAGAGGUUGUAUUACCACAGCUCCUGUCAUCAUGGGAGGACUCUCGACCGCUUGUUGCUGUGGUGAACCCAUCUCGGGCUGGGCUGCAUUACAGGGUUGUGAGAGCCAUCCGGAACUGCAGGGCCAUCCGCAGGCUGCUCUACAUCUCCUGCAAGCCCGAGGGUGAAGCCAUGAGGAACUUUAUUGAGCUGUGCUGCCCACCUGACCCAGGGAAGAAGCUGAGAGAAGAGCCAUUUGCCCCCAUGUUGGCUAUACCUUUUGACAUGUUUCCUCAUACUGUUCAUUGUGAGCUGGUGCUGCUCUUCACCCGCUGA
Molecule: messenger RNA, 1308 nt
Organism: Acanthisitta chloris (rifleman)
Lineage: Eukaryota; Metazoa; Chordata; Aves; Passeriformes; Acanthisittidae
Gene: TRMT2B
Product: tRNA methyltransferase 2 homolog B (S. cerevisiae)
Exons: 11
Coding region: 1-1308 (435 amino acids)
Biological process (GO): RNA processing
Molecular function (GO): tRNA (uracil(54)-C5)-methyltransferase activity, S-adenosyl methionine-dependent
Source: RefSeq, a predicted model, not a curated record